Messenger RNA from Myxocyprinus asiaticus (Chinese sucker), 1083 nucleotides. It is a transcript of the gene nupr1b, whose product is annotated as nuclear protein 1b. The record is from RefSeq and is a predicted model, not a curated record. The transcript is spliced from 3 exons. NCBI's taxonomy places the organism in Eukaryota, Metazoa, Chordata, Actinopteri, Cypriniformes, Catostomidae. Gene Ontology annotation, biological process: negative regulation of cell cycle; negative regulation of cell population proliferation; regulation of transcription by RNA polymerase II. Bases 190 to 417 code for a protein of 75 amino acids. Gene Ontology annotation, cellular component: nucleus.
UUCUAUAAAAAGUAGCGAUGUAAACAGAGCUGAGCCGAGGAGAAAUUUGGCAGCAAGAGUUCAGCUGAGCAUCGCCUAUUUUUGUUGGCUUUUCAAAGUUAAACUGCUGUUGGUAACAGCUUAACUUUGUGUUCACCCUUUGUUACUCCAGCAGUUCGAGAGACGAGCAGAAUAUCUUCACUGUCAAAAAUGAGUAGCCACGUUGACGUGAAAAACAUUGAACCGACCACCUUUGAGGACCGCUACUACGAUGAAUACGAAUACUACAAUUUAUCAGACCGUUAUACCGAGUGCACUAGCCGUAAGGGCAGGACGAAGAAGGAGGCGAGCUGCAACACGAACAGACAAAACCCCGCGGGACACGAGCGCAAAAUAACCGAAAAACUCCAGAACGCUGAAAAGAAGUCCAAAGAGUGACACUGAAAAGAUUCAUUCGGACGGCUAUAACUGGCAACCGACCACAGGUGUCUCUACGAGAAAUGGGCACUGGACUACAGCAGGAAUGACUCGGGAACCUCAGUCUCAGGGUUGGAAUGAAAUGUGUGGAAGAGGCUCGGCGUCCAGUGACUUGUGAAGUGGAGGGUUUUGUCAGGCGCAACACCCUUGGUGAGGUGGGCCCUGCGGGACGCACACCUGUUCAGAGGAACCGAUAUGCUUGCUUGCGAUGGUGGUGUAGGCCAACUUCGUGACCAUUUUUGGUGAUUUUAAGGGUACUAUAUUUUUAAAAGUGCUUUUUAAAUAAAGUUAACUUUUCCAUCAAGCUUAUGACCUGAGAUUUUUCCUUGCCCUUCACAUUGCACAUUAAUGCACUGCUUGAAAAUGAAACUGCAUUAUGUAAAAAAAAAAAAAAAAAGCCUGUUUGCAUGAAUUACUCACAAGAAUAUAAGUGCAACCCUACUCCCAGAUCAUCCAAAGACUGUUAUAUAACAAAUUGGACUAAUAACUGCUAUCUAUCCACUGUAAUGCAUAUCAUAAUUGUAUAAUUUGUGUAAAGUAAUUUGGGUGGAAAUUUGUGAUGGAUUAUAUACCUCCCAAUUUGUGGUAAUUAAGUGCAAUAAAGGCAAUGUGCCAAAGUACUAUCAA